GCUUCUUAGGGUUGCGAUGCGAUGCGGUGAGAGUAGGGCGUCGUCGCACCACCCACGGGGUGGAGAGAGUGAGGAGAUCGGAGCGCGAUAGAGACGCCAAGGCACCGAGCUACGGCCGAAGCUGGAAUUUGGGAUGAUGGAUGGUAACCCCCACGGCGUUAAUGGAUUGAUAGAACAGCAUGUGGAGCUCGAGGACGACAGCAUUAACUUCUGGACGACACUCGGUGUCAGUCCUCAUGUCCACGUUGGGGAGCCCGAGCAUCCUCUUGUGCCACAGCAUCACCACCACCACAUACAGCAGCAGCAACAGCAGUCUCUUGAGCUGGUGGAACAGUCAGUCCGAAGAGAGCUUUUCGCAGUGGAAGCGGAUCGAAGACUAGAACCCUUUGUUGGUAUGGAGUUUGAAUCUGGGGAGGCUGCAAAGACUUUCUAUAUAGCAUAUGCUGGACGUGUGGGCUUCUCUGUUCGCAUUGCCAGGUCACGACGGUCGAAAUGCAACGAGUCCAUCAUAAUGCUGCGAUUUGUGUGCUCAAGAGAAGGGUUCAGCAGAGAGAAGCGUAUUAUUGCUGGCAAGAAGACGAGGAAACGGGCUGCUUCCAUAAGAGAAGGGUGUAAGGCGAUGCUUGAGGUGAUUCGAAGAGGUGAUGAGAGAUGGGUCGUGACGAAGCUCAUGAAGGAGCAUAAUCAUGAACUUGGGAUGCCAAGCAGGGUGCACUACAUUGCCACAGAGGGAGAUGCUGUGAUGGAUCCAUAUAUCGGGAUGGAGUUUGAAUCUCUUGAGCUUGCCAAGACAUUUUAUUAUGCAUACGCAGGCCGUGUGGGUUUUGAAGCUCGUGUUCGACAGUCACGCCGAUCAUUGCAUGAUGAAUCCCUUAAAAUGUUGAAACUUGUUUGUUCAAAGCAUCGCCAUCAUUCAGGGAGGGAUAAUGGUAGUGAUGAUAACAAGAGGGUACAGAUUCAAGAUCCGUCAAAAGAAGGUUGUGAUGCACUAUUUGAGAUAAUUCGGAAAGAUGCUGACAUUUGGAUGGUUUCCAAACUCGUACUGGAGCAUAAUCAUGAACUGAAACCUUCUUUGCGAAGCAAGGUUCGAUGUGUCCGAUCUCAAGGAGAGAUACUGGUCAUUGCGAAAAACUUUGCUGAUACCCGCAAUCUUCUGCUAAAUGGCCAAGACACACAGCAUCCAAGGGAGAUUCGGUAUAAUGAUUUAGGACCAGAUGAUGCUCAAAAUCUGCUUGAAUACUUCAAGAAAACACAAGCAGAUAACCCUUUCUUUUAUUAUGCUGUACAGAUUGAAAAUAAUAAUUGCAUGACCAACAUCUUUUGGGCUGAUUCUAAAGCUCGAAUGGCUUACUACUACUUUGGUGAUGUUGUUAGAUUUGACACAAAAUACAUAAAUGACAAGGAGCUGAUGCCUAUUGUUAUGUUCACAGGUGUAAACCAUCAUCAACAACCAGUAGUUUUUGGAUGUGCUCUGAUGGUAGAUGAGACAGAAGCAUCAUUUACUUGGCUUUUUGAGAAUUGGCUUGUAGCAAUGCCUGCACUGCAUCCUGUCUCAUUGAUUACUGAACUAAACAGGACAAUUACAUCAGUUGUUGCUAAGACAUUAUCACAAACACGUCAUUGUUUUUGCAAGGCACAGAUCUUAAGUACCAUACAGGAGGAAUUGCCUGAUUUAUUUUCAGAACACAUCCCUUUUCAAGGAGAAUUGAAAGCAUGCGUUGAUGAGUCUGAAACGAUUGAAUCAUUUGAAUCAUGCUGGGAUGCAAUGAUAAAUAGGUAUUGUCUGAAGGAGAGUGUUUAUAUGCAAUCACUGUACAAUAUCCGUCAUCAAUGGGUUCCAGUCUUUGUAAAGCAAACAUUCCUUGCAGAAGUCCCUGGAUCACAAAGUUGUGAAAACUUUGACAAAGUUAUUGAAAAAUAUUUCACAACAAAAACCCCCUUACGGAUGGCUGUUAGGCAACUAUCUCAGACGCUCGCAAACCGGUAUGAAAAAGAAGCACAAGCUGAGUUUGUGACAUUGUUUGAAAAGCCAUUUUUGAGGACUGCAUCACCAAUGGAAAAACAGGCAGCUGGUAUCUACACAAGAUCAAUUUUUGACAGGUUUCAAGAGGAAUUUGUUGAAUCUUUGGGUUAUCAUGUGGAUAAAAUAGAGGAUGGACCUAUUAGUAAAUAUAGAGUGAUGAGAAAUGAAAUUGAUGAUGAAAUAUACAGUGUUGAUUUUAAUUCCACUGAGAAUAAAGCACACUGCAGUUGUUUCAUGUUCGAGUUUUCUGGCAUUUUGUGUCGACAUGCGCUAAGAGUCUUUAUAAUCAAUGGUGUUCGUGCUCUUCCUAAUAAUUACAUAUUGAAACGGUGGACAAAACAUGCUAAGAGUGGCUUUGUCUUGGAUGAUUACGGUGUUGAGCUCAGAGGUAAUGCUGAGGACCCUUCAAUAGCACGAUAUAAUGAUCUCUGCCGUGAUGCCAUACGAUGUGCAAGAGAGGGAGCAACAUCUACAGAAUUUUAUGCAGUUGCAAAGGAUGCUCUCCAGAAGGCUAUAAAUGAGAUAGUGUCUGCAAAGCAAAAGAGAGGGCAGCAAACUCUGCAGAGUUUUAUUACUUCACAGAAAAAGCAAACCAAAAAGGUUGUGAAGAUCACUCCUAAUAAAGAUGCCUCUGGUAAGAACUUGAAGAAGCUAACAUCAACAAAACUACUGGCAGAGAAUGACAUCAGAUGAUACAGUGCCUCAAAGAUUGAUGGAAGUCUUUGUUGCUUUCUUGGGACAGUUGAAUUUUUUCUUGCUUCCUUGAAAUCCUGAGCUCCACUCGUCAAGGUUGGACUUCAACUAUCCUCUUUUGUACGGUGUAAAUAUAGCUCUGGUCACAUGAAUAGCCAUCUUAUGUUCUCAUGUAUACCAUCUCUCUGCUCACAGUACAGUGGCUAUGUGCAUCUUAGUAGAUUCCCCUUUCUGUUUUUGUCUUGAUAGUUGGGAUGCUUUUACAUGGCUGAAAAGUGCAACUACUUCUUUGUGGAUUGUUGUGUGUUUCUACUGUCUCUUGGAAUAUUAGUACUCAUGAAACAUAUCUACCACCAUUUUGGAACUAGUCACCUUUCUGUGGUUCUUACAGAUGAAAGUGAUCAUUGUAGUAAUCCCUUGGUUACAUUAUUACUUUUCCAAUUCA
Musa acuminata subsp. malaccensis (wild Malaysian banana) is the source of this 3161-nucleotide messenger RNA. Its product is annotated as protein FAR1-RELATED SEQUENCE 9. Gene Ontology annotation, biological process: regulation of DNA-templated transcription. NCBI's taxonomy places the organism in Eukaryota, Viridiplantae, Streptophyta, Magnoliopsida, Zingiberales, Musaceae. Gene Ontology annotation, molecular function: zinc ion binding. The record is from RefSeq and is a predicted model, not a curated record.